CAAGAGUGUAUGGCAUUAGUUGAUACAGCUUCCUUUUGGUGGGUUUGAUUUAUUGAAUAAUGAUAAGUCCUUCACGUGGGAUUCCUUUCAUCGAUAUGUAUGACAGUGAUAAAAAUAGCCUUGCCGUGGUGCAGCUUUACUAACUAGAGUAUUGUUUUUGAGACAUACUUCAGUACUGGCGUAAUUCAUCACGUGCAGUAAAUGUAAGGCCGGGUUAUCUCGAGGAGUAGAUCAAACAAAACAACCUUGCCCUUGCAAAUUACAUAAUUCUUUUGGAGUAUUACGUAAAUCAGAUUUGUUCGCAUAAGUUUAUUGUAAAGUCUCCAGAAAUAAGGCACAUUUGUCUAUGGCCUGCUUCGUAAACACACCGAUAUUGUGGGAACAGCGAUCAAUCGAGAGAAGAAGGACCGGAUUAGAAGCAGCAUUUGCGGACGGAGAACUCAGGGAACUUAUAUACAAAGAGCGCAGAGAGUGCUCUUCAUAUAGUUAUGCGGACUUUAACUCUGCAGUUAGAAUUGAGAGAAAACAAGAAUUAGUGACAAUGGAGCAGGAGGAUCAAUUUAAUGAAAACGCUGAUUCUCUUGGAAGUAGCUCAGACACAAACUCACCAAAUCCUACCUCGAAUAUACCGACCUGCAUCGUGGCUCCGACCGCAAACAACAGAUCAUCGGACAAAGGUGCGUCCAGUGACGGUUCCAAUCCGUAUAUACCAUCGAGAAAACAACGUGAAUUCAUACCCGAGAACAGAAAAGAUGACCAUUACUGGGAAAAGAGACGAAAAAAUAACGAAGCUGCACGCAGAUCCCGAGAAAAGCGUCGGUUUCAUGAUGUAGUCUUAGAAAAUAGAAUAGUAGAACUAACUCGAGAAAAUUGUCAGGUAAGGAAUGAAUUGUUUGCAAUUAAGAAACAUUUCGGCAUACCUCUAAACGAAACAUUUGAUAUUAACGAAGACAGUAAAGCACCCGCGUCUAAAACAAGGGAGAGGUCAUUAUCACCUGUUUCCAAUCAUCACGCCAGUUCUUCGAUGAACAUGGCCUACCUAUCAGCAGCCAGAAGUAGUGGGUCCAUGCUUCACGGUGCUCAACCGCCGACCAUGGUUCCCAUGCAAUCGUCCAUUCCACUACCGAUCUCUCUACAAGGAAAUUACAACUCUAAAGGACCAAUGUCAUAUUUUAUCGCGGCCGUUCCAUCGCCUGGAGCCCCGGAUACCUUCCAGAGCCAGGUAUCAUCAAAUUCUCUCACUUCACCUCAUAUGCAAGACAGAUACCCGCAGCAAAGUUCCAGCGCAUCAAAUAAUGAAGAAUUAGGCACUAGUAGAAGAAAACUUUACCUCUCAGGGGAAUCAAACGAAACUCAGGGUCGUCAAUUCAAUUCCUCUCAAUCUACCUCACAAUAUUCUCCUCCGUAUUCUUCAAGAAACAUUCAAAAAGCGACCGAAUCUAACGCCUCCUCUGUUAAGGAAGAAACCGUUCCCCCCUCAGAUUAUACCUCGGACGAUCAUACCCAGGAUGAACCAUUAUCUUUGACUGUACGAAAACGUGGGGACAGUUUCUCAGGUAAUGAAAGUUCUGUAUCUUAUUCAUCCCCAGAUAGCCCCGUAUCACAAAGUCCACCAACGAUGGCAUUACCGCACAAGCUGAGACAUAAAGUACCGAUGGACUUUGGGUCUGCUUUUCAGGGUGCAGUCUUUGAUCCCGUUUCGAACGGACUCACACAGCUUUCAGAAAUAGCACUCGCACAGUCUGGUCCUCUGUCCCUCGUCAAGAAAUCCAAGCACGACGAUUACGACUCCUCUUCAAGAAGUGGGCGGAUGAACACGCGGUCACUCAUUGACCCGAAAUAUGCCGAGAGACGCCGAAGAAACAACGAAGCUGCUCGAAGAUGUCGAGAAAACAGAAAGAGUUUAACCAAAAUGAGAGAAGCAAAGUCCAGCUAUCUGGAAACAGAAAAUGGAAAGCUCCGACACGAGUUGGACACUCUCCAAGAGGAAAUGAAGCAGCUUAAAGACAUGAUAGAUAGAAAGAAAACGGUAAAACCGGACCCGGCGGACGAUGAUAUGCCGGAAGAAAAUAAAUGAAACAUAUCAGGCGAUUAUUGGUUAAAUGCUGGAUUGAACAACGGGUAUCAAGUUAGAUUUGGCAAUGCUAGAUCAUUUAGGUUAUUGAUUUGUUUGUUUGCAAUUUGAAUAUGUUCGUUCUUAUUGGGACAUUUAUUUUAAUUAUAUAGUUAACUAGAUACUUCAUGAAUACAUUUAUGAAAAUAAUGCAGAUGAAGCUAAUGUGAUGUGUUUCCGCAGCGUAAAGUCUUGAGGUUAUUUACAUAUAGAGUAUAUAUAGAAACAUAAGCGAUGAAAUGCGUGUUCGAUUCUACUCCUGGUAAACCAACAGUGCUCUUUAUUUUAUGUUUACAUGUUUGCGGGUUAAAAUAUUUUCACAAGUAUUCUUAAAUUUUCAGGUUAAGAAAAAUGAAAAAAAAUGGAAAUUUGUUAAAUUUAAUCAAAUAUUCUUAAAUCCUACCUCUGGUAUGCCGGGUCCAAUUCGUUUCUUAUUCGGACUGGAAAAUGAUAUUUGAAAUCAAUCAGGUCGCUUUAUUACGGGUGUAGCCAUUGUAAAUAUAUUUUGUUUUGUGAUUGAAUGUGUGUAUGCUUCACUUUUUCUUCUUCUAAAAAAUGUUUAUACACGUGUGUGGUGUAUGGUGUUAAACUUUCAAGACUUUGUUUUCUAUUUGUUUACUUUAGAUGUUUUAAGUACUGUAUUUCUAGAACGUUCGUGCAUGAACAAUAGACAAAACUAUUCUUGUUGAUUGAAGAAAAAUUCAAUUUUGAAAAUAAAUUAAACAGAUUUUUACGAUCUAAAAAAGUGAAUUUUAAAAAAAACUUGUAUCAUUCUGCUUGAAGUUACAUGAUUUAUUUUUGUACUAAAGUUACCCGCAGAAUUGUAUACUACCUUACCAUGUACACAUGCUAUUGUAACAAAUGAAGAGAAUUUGUAUUUCAUUAGUGCUAAACAAAGAAGUGCCAUAUAAAAAUCUGCCAUACUUUAAAAGCAUGUGCUUUCCCUCACGUGUCAGGUUUAUAUAACAAUCUGUUCCUGUACGCACCUUUAAAAGGAUUGGGAAAGUGUGACCUAUAUACAGCGUGCUUUUGUUUUAUUCAUUAAAACCUCCUUUUAACUAUAGUUAUUUUUAUUUUUAAUUGUAACGUUAAAACGAUUUUAUUUUUACAUGUUGCCAUCCGUGUUUAAUUUGGCUCAGAAACAUUUGAUUAUUUCAUGUUGUAAUGUUUUUUCAAUAGUACAGGUACAAUGUGAGCAUUUUAUCACGUGUGUUUUGAAUAUUGAUUGAUUAUUAAUUAAUUAAUUAUCAUAGUAUUUUGUAUUGCGAAUCCAAUGUUAUAAGUUGACGUUUUGAUUAAAUGAAGUUUUUAUUGAACAAAAUGCAGAUCAAAUCCUAUUUAUAAGAAUAAAAAUGUCAAUCAAUUUCUAUUUUGUAACAUAAAAAUUAAUGAAAAAAAUUUGCAACUUUGUAAUGUUUUAGGUCUUAAAAGACAAGUGCUUAUGUGAUUUUUCGAACUAGAAAGUUGUUAUGGUAUCAAGUUGAAGAACAUAUAAUGUAUUUCUGACUUGCGAAUAUUUUUUGGUUUUAUUGUGCCAUCAUAAUCUGUUGUAUAGUGUUUUGCCAUUCUGACAUAAUAGUUAUUUGUUAAGGUAGGUCUCCUCUCUCUUUCUUUCUCACAUUCUAACAGUGCUGGAGUCUAGCGUGCGUGCUAUUUGUAUAUUUUGAACCAUUUUAACAAGACCUUGGACUUUCAGUAGGACGUAACUAUCUAUUUUUUGCGUCAAAACAAGUUAAAAAUGACGUUGGUUUCAAGCGAAAUAUUCACCGAUUGCAUAGUCUUAGCUCAAAAGCUAGACAAAUCUUGUUGAUUUCAAAGAGCAAUGGCCGAGUGGCAUUCAAUGAAAUAGACAGGCCUACGUCACAUUGCUGUUUGACACCACUAUCCAAAGGCCAAACUCUUGUUAAAAUGGUUCUACUUUACAUGGCUAGUAAAUUUGUUACUGAUGCUGUUUAAACUGCUUGAUCAAAGGGAGACAAAGUCUACUUUUACACUUUACAACUUUUGAUUAAGCCAGUGACGAUAUGUCUUUUUGUAGUUAUUUGCAAGUGACAAACAGUGGUUGAGGUGUUUUUCUCCUUGAUAAAGAGUAGGAAUGUGAACUAGGCUUGUAUGAUGCUGUUUUUAUUUUUACCUCUGCCCUUUGACAUUGUAAUAUAUGUACAUGUAGUUCAAUAAGCAAAUAUGAUUUUAACAUAUACAUAUAGUUUUUAUAGGUAAAUAUACCUGAAAUAAGAUUUCCAUAUGAUUUUGAUAUAAACAUAAUGCAAAUGAGACACUUUAUUUUAAGCAAAUUACACGUGUAUAUGAUUUAGAAAAAGUUGAAUUUGGUCUUGUUUUCAUGGGUACUACUAUUUGUUAACUAAGAAACCGUCAUUCCGUAUACUUUUAUUGAAAGAUUCUCCGGAACUACCUCCAAAAUUAUCAGUUUGUUUUAUAAUGCGCAUGAAGUAGAUAUUAGAAAUUUAUUUGUUACUAAAAAUAGCAGAAUUUACAGAGUCUAUUUAUGAAGUGUGUUUUUUUUUCCUUCAGAUUAAUCUACCUCAUUCUCUAGUUGAAUGCUUUGUUCUAUAUCAUUUCAGAAAUAAAUACAGCUCAUCUAUAUAGUGGAGAA
This is a messenger RNA of Magallana angulata, 4727 nucleotides long. Its product is annotated as transcription factor atf-2-like. NCBI's taxonomy places the organism in Eukaryota, Metazoa, Mollusca, Bivalvia, Ostreida, Ostreidae. Gene Ontology annotation, biological process: circadian rhythm; regulation of DNA-templated transcription. The transcript has 2 exons. The coding region runs from base 347 to 2077 and encodes 576 amino acids. Gene Ontology annotation, cellular component: nucleus. Gene Ontology annotation, molecular function: DNA binding; DNA-binding transcription factor activity. The record is from RefSeq and is a predicted model, not a curated record.